UCUUGGCAGCAGGUGAGGUCAAAUGCAGAGGAAAGGAGCGGAAGAGCGUUGCUUACAGGUGGAUUUAAAUAUUUUCGCUAAAAAAAGAACAAAUGGACGAUAACAAAACGGCACUGGUCGAGAGCCUCAUCAUAUGGCUGCAGACCUUUAACACUCCUGCACCCUGCAGAACAGUAGAGGAGCUGACCACUGGAGCAGCAAUUUCACAGGCACUGCAUCAGAUAGACCCAGCGUGGUUCACUGAUGGAUGGCUCGGUCGUAUCAAAGCAGAUGUUGAGGACAACUGGAGACUGAAGAUGAACAACCUGAAGAAGAUCCUUCAGAUGGUGCUUGAUUAUUACAAUGAGGUCUUAGGCCAAGAGAUCUCAGACUUUCCCUUGCCGGAUGUGGCCCUGGUGGCAGAGCAUUCAGAUCCUGUGGAGCUGGGGAGGCUGCUGCAGCUCAUACUGGGCUGUGCUGUCAGAUGUGAGCGUAAACAAGAAUACAUUCAGAUCAUCAUGACUUUGGAGGAGUCUGUGCAGCAUGUUGUCAUGACAGCCAUCCAGGAGCUCAUGAGUAAAGAGACAGUGGCCCCAUUUGGAGCAGAGCUGUCAGGGGACUUGGAACAGCAGUUAAAAAAAGCCCUUGAGGACCUUGCUGAACUUUUAACUGAGAAGGAAGCAUUGGCCCAACGUUGUCAAGAGCUGGACAUACAGGUGGCUGUUCUGCAAGAAGAACGAAACAGCUUAUUGGCUGAAAAUGAUGUCCUAACUGACCGGGCCAAUCAGCUCGACACGUUCGAUGACCCCAGCACACCCUCAGGAAGAAAACACAGCCAGUUACAGCAACAGCUGGAGACACUACAGGAGGAGAACUUCAGGCUGGAGGCUGCUAAAGAUGACUACCGCAUCCACUGUGAGGAGUUGGAGAAGCAGCUGAUCGAGGUUCAGCACCGUAACGACGAGCUCACCAGCCUGGCGGAAGAAUCUCGAGCCCUCAAAGACGAACUGGAUGUUCUGAGGAACUGCUCAGAUCGAGUGGUGAUGCUGGAGGCCUCCGUGGAAACGUACAAGCGUAAACUGGAGAAUCUGGGUGAUCUGAAGAGGCAGAUGAAGCUGCUGGAGGAGAAUAACAUGACGUACAUGCAGAACACUGUCAGCUUGGAGGAAGAGCUACGCAAGGCCAACGCUGCUCGCGCACAACUCGAAACAUACAAGAGACAGGUCCAGGAGCUACACAGGAAGUUGUCUGAGGAGACGAGGCGAGCAGACAACCUCGCCUUUGAGAUGAAAAAGCUGGAGGAGAAGCACGAAACCGUGAUGAAGGAGAAAGAGAGGAUCAUCAUCGAAAGAGAUUCUCUUAAGGAGAUCAAUGAGGAGCUGUGCUGCACUCAGGCUCAACAACACCAGCUCUCUCAAGCAGGUGUGCUUCCUUCUGGCAGCCCCAGCCACGAUAACCUGGCAGCUGAAUUAUUACCCAUGGAGUACAGAGAAAAGUUCAUCAGGCUGCAGCAUGAGAACAAGAUGCUGAGGGUGCAGAAGGAGGAAUAUGAGCGGGAGAGGAUCGCUGCUCUGCAGGCUCAGCUGGAGGAAGCGCACAAGACACGCAGUGAACUGGACACUGAGAACAGGUUGAGCCGAGAGCGGAUCAGUGAGCUGCAGCAGCAGGUGGAGGACCUCCAGAAGGCUCUGCAGAGUCAGGCGGCCAAACCCGAUGAUUCAAACCUGAAGCGGAAACUUGAUGCACACAUGGUCCAGCUGAACGAGGCUCAGGAUGAAAUCAUGAAGAAGAAAGAGCUGCUGGAGGACCUUCAGCCUGACAACACUCAGACCUCCUUGAAGGUGGAUGAGCUGAUGGCCGCUCUGAAGAAGAAGGACGAUGACAUGAGGGCCAUGGAAGAGAGGUACAAAAUGUACCUGGAGAAAGCUCGCAAUGUGAUCCGAGCCCUGGACCCUAAACUGAAUCCAGCCACCGCUGAGAUCCAGGCUCUGAGGAACCAGCUGGCAGAUCGGGACAAGCAGAUUCUCAGCCUGGAGCGUCAAUGUGAGCAGGCCAGGCUGAGAGAGUACGAGGAGAAGCUGAUUGUCACAGCAUGGUAUAACAAGAGUCUGAGCUUUCAGAAGUUGGCCAUUGAAUCACGCCUCGGCGGCCGUACCUCCUCCAUGCUGUCACCCGGCCAGUCCUUCUUGUCCCAGCAGCGGCAAGUCUCAAACGCCCCACGCCGGGCGCUUUCCAUCAACGUGCCUGCCGCUACCUCCAAAUAGACUUCGUCACGGAGCCAAAUGUCUCACCUUUAUUCAGCGAAGGGGGAAAUACCCUCCCUCUCUCCUUCCCACAAAUGAGCACUCAAGUGACCUUAAACACAUCUGCUCUCAGCGCUCGGGGAGGGGGUCACAGAUGAGCUGACUGGGAUUGGUGAGCACUUAUUUAUCAAACACAACCCUGUAAGUCACCCACCUGCGGUUAUAACAUACUGCCCCACAACACGCUGGCUACAACAGGCCUUGCAUAGAGCAUUAAGCCACAACCUGUGUUCCCCUCACUAGCUAAAGUAGCGUGCACUGUCCCUACCAGAGACUUAGAGCAUCCUUUAUACGGCUCCUUGCUUUUGCAUUGCAGACUGCAGACCCAGCUGAGCACUUGAUAUAAUCAGUUUAGCCUUUGCUCUCUUAUAUCCUGUCACACUUGGUGAGGAAUGAGAGAAAUUUACACGAAUGCUUAACGGUUUUGUUCAAAAUUGGGGCCUGUAAAAUAUAUGAAUGUGAUUUUUUUAAACACUAAAUGUAACUUCGGAUUAUUGCUGAUGUAUGUACAACUGGACCACCAUACUAUGCAGGGAAGGGUGUACUGAUGUUGUCAUCCAGCAGACUGAUAAAAGAACUAAUAGGCUUUAGAUGUCUUUAAGAAAAUGAUCGUUAUAUUUUGGUGCUGGCCACCAACUGCGUUUAAACAUCAAACAUCAGUCACUUACAAUUUUUUUUUUUUUUUUUUUCCCCCAAAAAUGGAACAAGCCCGUCGUGUAAAGCUGUGAAAAUCCUACAAGUCAUUGUAAGCGAUCAACCUCAGAGGUGCUGCAACAGCAGAUUUUACUAAAUAAAUCCAGGACUAGUGUAUUUCUCAUGUAUUUAAGCUUUAUUUAACUAGUGGCAGCAUGCUCUAAAUGAAAACUGGCAGGCCUUUCUAUUCACUAAAUAUGUUGGAUGUUACAUAGAGGUGAGUAAUCGAGGCUGUAAUCUAUGAAGUUGUACAGCUGUAAUGUAAACAUGAUUUUAACACCAGCUUUUGAUCCAGAUGUUGGGACCAGGUUCAGCAUUCACACAGUACCUGCAAAUUGUAACUUGAAAAUUUUGACAACUGUGGUCGAUAUUAUAUUUAAUCACGAACGUGUUUUCAGGAUGCGUAGUUCAGAGUGAAGAGCACUGUAGAGAAGCAGUCGCUCUCUUUUAUAUUGUGGGUUGUUGGCUGCCUGAUCUUAUGGAGUCUUUAAGUUAAACUGAAGUAGUUUCGUAACAUAAAAAUGGCUGUUGAUUGCUUUGUUACUCUGUAUGUUUGCAAUAACACUAAAGGGGGCAUUCUGUUGUUGUGGUUUUGCCACUUGUGAUCUGCAGCGCUUUUGUUUUCAUUUGCAGUGGAUGAUUCUUGUAGAUUGCUGAUUUAAAAGCUGUGACAUUUAUAUAAAAAUAAGAAGUACAAUCAAACGUAGCACAGCACGGAAACGACAUGUGUAGUGUCAUAUGUUUGUGUAUAAAUGUAAAAGCAGAAGAGUGAGGAAGAUAAUAUGGAUUUUCAGGAAUUUAAGGA
Messenger RNA from Toxotes jaculatrix (banded archerfish), 3780 nucleotides. RefSeq names its product hook microtubule-tethering protein 1 (gene hook1). Lineage: Eukaryota; Metazoa; Chordata; Actinopteri; Toxotidae. The coding region runs from base 93 to 2243 and encodes 716 amino acids. The transcript is spliced from 22 exons. Gene Ontology annotation, molecular function: dynein light intermediate chain binding; microtubule binding. The record is from RefSeq and is a predicted model, not a curated record. Gene Ontology annotation, biological process: cytoskeleton-dependent intracellular transport; cytoplasmic microtubule organization. Gene Ontology annotation, cellular component: centrosome; cytoplasm.